Anarrhichthys ocellatus (wolf-eel) is the source of this 1312-nucleotide messenger RNA. RefSeq names its product mitochondrial import receptor subunit TOM70-like. Lineage: Eukaryota; Metazoa; Chordata; Actinopteri; Perciformes; Anarhichadidae. Gene Ontology annotation, molecular function: transmembrane protein transporter activity; protein binding. The transcript has 6 exons. Gene Ontology annotation, cellular component: mitochondrial outer membrane. Gene Ontology annotation, biological process: protein import into mitochondrial matrix; protein insertion into mitochondrial inner membrane. The coding region runs from base 353 to 1159 and encodes 268 amino acids. The record is from RefSeq and is a predicted model, not a curated record.
GAGGUUGCAACAUGAUUAAAAAUAAACCCUUGCUGUGCAGAAAGCCCUGAAGACAAACUUUUCUCGUGUGCAUUAAAAAUUGUGGUCGCUAUCGCUUUAAAAACAGUUGGUUUGUGCAGGAAGUCCCACGUCAUGCUCUGACCAAUCAGUGAUCUGCAGUGUUUGAACUCCACCUUCUAGUAUCGGCUCAGCUCGCUUGAACCUUCGAUCAAUGUUGAUAGAACGUUCUUUUGGUACCACAACUUUUGCAAACGGGGAACCAAAGAAGAUCAUCAGAGACACGUGAUUCUUUUGUUUUUGUCUGACUUGUCCCAGUAAACUUGUUGUUGUUCUCCUGUAGAACCGUGAGCCGAUGAUGCCGUCUCCUCAGUUCAUCAAAUCCUACUUCAGCUCGUUCACCGAUGACAUCAUCUCACAGCCGCUGCAGAAGGGGGAGAAGAAGGACGAAGACAAGGACAAAGAGGGCGAGGCGGCCGAAGUCACUGAGAGCUCCGGCUACCUGAAGGCUAAGCAGUACAUGGAGGAGGAGAACUACGACAAAAUCAUCAGUGAAUGCACCAAGGAGAUCGAUUCAGGGGGCCGAUACACUGCAGAGGCCCUGCUGCUGAGGGCCACGUUCUACCUGCUGAUUGGAAACGCUACUGCUGCUCAACCCGACCUGGACCGGGUGAUCAACAUGCAGGACGCCAAUGUGAAGCUACGAGCCAACGCUCUGAUCAAGCGGGGGAGCAUGUACAUGCAGCAGCAGCAGCCUAUGCUCUCCACACAAGACUUCAACAUGGCAGCCAAGAUUGACACAAGCAACCCCGACGUCUAUCACCACAGGGGCCAGCUGAAAAUCCUGCUGGACCAGGUGGACGAAGCCGUGGGAGACUUUGACGAGUGCAUCCUGCUGAGGCCCGACUCUGCUCUCGCUCAGGCUCAGAAAUGUUUCGCUCUGUACAGACAAGCGUAUACUGGAAACAACCCGUCUCAAGUGCAGACGGCCAUGGACGGCUUCGAGGCCGUCAUCAGAAGGUUCCCCAAGUGUGCAGAGGGCUACGCUCUUUAUGCUCAGGCUUUGACUGAUCAGCAGCAGUUUGGAAAAGCAGACGAGAUGUACGACAAGUGCAUUGAACUGGAACCAGACAACGCUACCACAUACGUCCACAAGGGGUAGGCCGUGUUUCUGUGUUUAGUAGACGUGCGACAUUUCACAAAGCUCACAGUUCAGGUCGUAUCACGGUUUUCAGUCACGGAUCAUAUAUGACUUUUAGAGACGCUCCGAUCACAUGUUUUUGAUGUCAUAACUGAUCACAAUGAGCCGUCAAAU